Messenger RNA from Orbicella faveolata, 3430 nucleotides. RefSeq names its product adhesion G protein-coupled receptor D1-like. Lineage: Eukaryota; Metazoa; Cnidaria; Anthozoa; Scleractinia; Merulinidae. Gene Ontology annotation, biological process: G protein-coupled receptor signaling pathway; cell surface receptor signaling pathway. The record is from RefSeq and is a predicted model, not a curated record. Gene Ontology annotation, molecular function: G protein-coupled receptor activity; chitin binding. Gene Ontology annotation, cellular component: extracellular region; plasma membrane.
AAGUGACGCCAUCAUUUUUUUUUGCCAUGGUAAACACUAACGAUGGUAACACUAACGAUUUCUUUAGUACUGUAAGGCUGAAAAGCUCUUUAAAGUGUCAAAUAGUUCGUGUAAAACAGACGUUUCGGGCUUAGCCCUUCUUCUCUCAACACUUAUGGGUUUUUAGUUCAUCUCUACAAUGUAUUCAGUAAUUUUGUAAUAUAUGACUUGAUCAUUUUUACCUGUUUAUUUGUAUAAAAACUCUUCCUUAGUAGUAAUAACCCUUUAUUUGACUUUCUCGAAGCACUGUUAUUUUCUUUUAUUUCACAUUUUUUUAUAAAGCAGAAAAUUAAGGGUGCAUAUAUUGAAUGAGCGACAUUCGCCAGUUCACGCCCGCAGCCACCUUAAUGAUUUUAAAAUCCUCCUACAUUCUGUAAUCAGGUGAUAUUACGGAUUAACUGUGAUCAGCGAAAGAACUUGAAUACAUCUACUCAUCCAGUAAAUCGUGUUUCCUUCUGCUGUUAAUUAGUUUUUGUAAACUGACUCGCCGUAUCGUCUGUGGUCUUAUUGGAGGCGUUGCGGCCAGAUAAAACGCGGUUAGAUUUCCUUACUGAUUGAGACCCGAGUCUACUGCAUUUCUCGAGUUACCUAUUUCGUCAGGGCCUAUUGCCAGUAUUAUUUCUCGGGAAUAUCGACUACUUUUCGAUACUUUGAAGAGGUGUUGGUGGUUGCUUUCUCUUAAGCCAACUGUACUCUUUUCAAAACUGUCCAAACAAUGUUAAAACCUGCAUUAAUUCUAUUCCUAAUCCAGGUAUGCAUAAUACGUCGACUUGGGAUAAACACCGUAGACGGCGUCCUGUGCAACUCUACAGGAAGUUUUCCAGAUCAAAACGACUGCAGAAAGUUUUAUAGUUGUUAUCGAAUUGGGACAGAUGCCAUUGAUUACACCUGUCCUUCCGACAGACCUUUUUAUCACGCAAAGAAAAAGGCAUGUAGAAGCAUUAGUAAAGACCAAGCUGCAUCUCUUUGUCCAAUUUUACUGAGUCCAACUCCAACAGCUUCUUCGAGUGGGAGCCUGAUCAUGAGUCACAGUGAAAUAUCACCCUCCUCGCCAGUUAGUAUGGUUUAUAGCCAGUAUACUACACUGCUCACUCAAGGCGUCAUAAUACCUUCGUCUUCAGUACUACCAGGUGUCUCCAAAAGGGGAGUAAUAGUGCCUACCUUGUCGACCUCCGAAGGCCCAAGCUCUUCAAUAACCACAAAAAUUUCAGGAACCUCCAGUCCAACCACGAAUCCUUGCCAGGCAGCGGCUUUUGAAGAGAAAGUCAAAUGCUUCAAAAAGAAGACUGAGAAGAUGAAAAAGAGUAUGCAGGAUAGUACAUCGAUAACGACGAUUCAGGAUAUUUUACGAACUACCGCAAAUGAUGCUGGGGAUGUCUUUGAAACCGCCCUCCAUUCACAAGCACACAGCUCUGCCGCAUUCAACGCUUUUGACAUUGUAAUCAUAUUAGAAGACCUGUGGAAAGAUGUCCUGGAGGAUUUGACGAAUAGCAGUGAACCUAUACGAAUAUUUACCGAGAGCUUUGUGUUUCAAAGUGCAAGAGUCAGUGGUAUGUAUAAAUUUCCGGAAGAAUCUCAACUUCACUCAUACAACGAGACGUCCGGGGACCAAGUGUCUGAUUACAUAAGGCUGCCGCAGAAACUGCUCUCUCAGGACAGAUAUCCUUGCCGCUCAAUUGGUGCUCUGUAUUCGAAUUUGCACUCUAUUGUCCCAGCACGGGUGGGCGGUACAAAUGAAACUCUGAAGUUAAACAGUCGCGUGAUCUCCAUGUUCCUCUGUGUUCCAGUCAAUAACACCUUUCAAAGACACAUUCUCAUUGUGCUGAAACAUCUCAAGGUUCUUGAUGACAACGAGUUUACAUAUUGUGCUUUCUGGGAUUUCUCGAUAAAUACUGCUCAUGGUAGAGGUGCUUGGUCACGAGAGGGCUGUCACGUGGUUACUGAACAGUCCAACAGCUCACAUACAGUGUGUGCCUGUGAUCAUCUUACUAACUUUGCUAUUCUCAUGGCGUCAAGAGAAUUCUCGCUGUCAAAAGCUAAUAAAUUUGCCUUGAAUAUCAUUACAUACGUUGGAUGCGUGCUGUCUUUAUUAGGUGCAGUUGGCGCCAUCACGUCGUUUGUCGUGUUCACACAGCUGAAUACAGACCGUCACAUCAUACAUGGAAACCUGUUAAUUUCGAUCGCUAUUUCUCAGACAAUAUUUUUGGUUGGCAUAGGACAGACUCAUAACAAGUUCCAAUGUAAGUUCACAGCUAUCAUGCUUCACUAUUUCUACUUGGUCUCAUUUGGCUGGAUGAUGUGCGAGGGAGUCCAUCUUUAUACCAUGGUGGUGAAAGUCUUCAAUCUGUCUUCAAAAAUUUAUCACUACAUCACACUAGCGUGGGGAGUACCAGCGUUGGUAGUUUUCAUAACAGCUGCUAGUAGAUACUCUGAUUACGGAACAAAAACAAGUUGCUGGAUUUCACCAGAACGAAACGCACUACUAGCUUUCAUCAUUCCUGUCGCUGGAACUGUUUUGGCGAACAUUGUGAUCUUAGCGCUGGUUCUUAAUGAGAUUUGUCGUCUUCACACAACAGGAAGAACAUACAUGGGUGAUGUCGCUAGAUCGACCCUCAAGUCACUGGUAGUCCUUUUCCCUCUUCUUGGAGUCACGUGGUUGUUUGGCUUGCUGGUGUUUGCCACACAAAAUGUCGUAUUCCAGUAUCUGUUUGCCCUGUUUAACACUAUGCAGGGAUUUUUCAUCUUUCUUUUCCAUUGUCUAUUCAAUUCCGAGAUUCGAAAGAACUUCAAGCGCAAGAAAGAGGCAUGGAAAUCGCUAAAACCUAUCCGUUAUAUUCGCAAACGGUUAUCAGCCUCUUCAGUGGUACCAUCGGGUCCUCGCAGCUCCCUUUCAGAGAAAGCUUCUACAUUUAAGGCUUCUUCAGAGUGAUGUCCCUCGCAGGAAAACUAAUUGUUAUGAGUCCGCAUCACUGCUGGUUGACAUGAACCGUGGACGGGAGGGGAGUGCAGGGGAUUAAUCUGAUCUAUUUCUGGGAGACUCAGUAAAGUGAAUGGGGCGAUCACCUGGUGUUCAGCUCUGGGGGAUUCUAGAACGAGAGGUCCCCUUGGGAGUCUCGGUUGGAAGCAUUUUAUAGGCUGUGAUCUUGAACAGGACACUUGGCUCUCCGGUGGCCAUCUCCACUCACGAGUAUAAAUGGGUAGCAACAGAGUCGCUGGCAAAGUGCAACCCCAGACAAUACUGGUUGUAAUCUAGAGACCUACGCCCCUAUCUGAGGGACUGUUGAUAACACUGUUUUCUCUUGCAAAAUAACAAUUUAUGAUUUAAUUAUGCAAGUCUAUGCUUGCUCCCUAUUUCGUGGAAUUAUAUGAACAAAAAAAAAAAAAAAAAAAA